This is a messenger RNA of Onychostoma macrolepis, 1533 nucleotides long. RefSeq lists its product as uncharacterized. Bases 548 to 1300 code for a protein of 250 amino acids. The record is from RefSeq and is a predicted model, not a curated record. The transcript has 3 exons. NCBI's taxonomy places the organism in Eukaryota, Metazoa, Chordata, Actinopteri, Cypriniformes, Cyprinidae.
UUCCCAUCUUUCCUCUGUGGUAUCCUCCUCUCUUCACUCACCUACCCAUUUCUCAUCUCUGGAUGUAAACGCAGCUACUGAAACUUUAUGCUCUACCUUAACUUCUUGUCUAGACGACAUUUGUCCUCUCUCCUCUAGGUCAGCACGGACUGCCCCUUCUAACCCCUGGUUAUCUGAUGUUCUUCGUGAACAUCGGACUAAACUCAGAGCGCAGAGAGAAAAUGGCACAAAUCAAACAACCCGUCGGACCUGAAACAACAAACUGGACGCUAAACAGUCAGGUUUCAGGAGUGGCCAUUCAACUGAGACUGCACUUCUCUCGGUCACUGAAGCCCUGCGAAUUGCAAAAGCCCAUUCCAAAUCAUCAGUCCUCAUUCUGCUGGAUCUAUCUGCCGCGUUUGACACUGUCAAUCAUCAGAUACUCCUCUCCACUCUCUCAUCACUGGGCAUCACUGGAAUUCCACUUCGCUGGUUUGAAUCCUAUCUCACUGAUGAUCCAACGGUAGCUGCAAGGAUCUCAGGUUGCCUGGCAGACAUCUCGGCAUGGAUGAAAGAACAUCACCUCCAGCUCAACCUGGCAAAGACUGAGCUUCUUGUCUUUCCUGCUGCUCCAACUCUACAGCAUGACAUCACGAUCCAGUUAGGUUCAUCAACAAUUACCCCAUCAACUUCGGUCAGAAAUCUUGGUGUAAUCUUUGAUGACCAGCUGACCUUCAAAGACCACAUUGCAAAGACUGCUCGAUCUUGCAGGUUUGCACUACACAACAUCAGAAAGAUCAGGCCCUUUCUGACGGAGCAUGCUGCACAACUUCUUGUCCAGGCCCUUGUCAUUUCUAGGCUGGACUACUGCAAUGCUCUUCUGGCUGGACUUCCAUCAAACACAGUCAAACCUCUACAAAUGAUUCAGAAUGCGGCGGCACGACUGGUCUUCAAGGAACCCAAAAGAGCCCAUGUUACACCUCUCUUUAUCUCAUUGCAUUGGCUACCAAUCGCAGCUCGCAUCAAGUUCAAGACACUGAUGCUUGCUCAUAGAACAACCACAGGCUCAGCACCCGCCUACAUGCACUCACUAUUAAGAAUCUACAUCCCCUCCAGAAAUCUGAGAUCUGCUAGUGAGCGACGCCUCGUGGUACCAUCACAAAGAGGCUCAAAAUCACUCUCCAGAACAUUCUUGUUCACCAUUCCUGGCUGGUGGAAUGAUCUUCCCACCCAUAUUCGGAGUACUGGAUCCCUGUCAAUCUUCAAGCAACAGCUGAAAACUCAUCUCUUUCGACACUACUUGACUUCAACCUACACAUAAAAAAAAAAAAAAAAAAAAAUCUUUCUCCUUACUUAUUCCUUCCCUUGCUAGCUUGUACUUAUUUAAACAAUGCCUGAGACUUGGUGUUACAAGCACUUCCUUUGUCGAAUUGCCUCUUCAAGAUGAAUCGCUUCAUGUGUUCCCCAAAUUGUAAGUCGCUUUGGAUAAAAGCGUCUGCAAAAUGACUAAAUGUAAAUGUAAAUGUAAAUGAGUAAAGUACAGAUACUCAAAAA